AUGGGACGAAGGGAGAGGAGGGCCCAGAGAGCUGAGGCCGUUCAACAGGCCCAGCCCAAAGGGCAGAAGAAGCCCGCCGCGAAGCCCCCCCAAACCCCGAAGAGUAAAGGGGGUCAGCAGUCGCGGCAGGGCAAACGGCAGCUCUCUGGGACUGUCAAGAGGAAAAGGCCCCCUCGUACGGCAGCGGUGACGAUCACCUGCGCCGACGGGGGAUACCAGGAGACUCUGGCGAAGGCCCGGAAAGAGGUCGAUCUCCGAAAAUUGGGGUUCGACUCCCUCCGCAUACGUGAGGCUGCCACCGGGGCGAUGGUGGUGGAGCUCCCGGGAUGCGGAGAGAAGGAGGACCCCACGGCUGCCCAGAGGGCCGACGCCCUCUAUUCCGAACUCCACCGGAUCUUCGCCGGAAACGAGGGGGUGGCUCGCCUCAUUCGCAAGGCUGAGCUGCGGCUCCGGGGGCUCGAUCGCUCGUUGGCGGCGGCCGACAACGUGGCGAUUAUCGCGGGCGAGGGGUCUGCAUCUCGGGGGACGUCCGGGUCGGGGACCUCAAAUUCCCGACUCGGUAUGGGCACGAUAUGGGCCCAGUGUCCCUUGAGGGCCUAA
Molecule: messenger RNA, 600 nt
Organism: Formica exsecta
Lineage: Eukaryota; Metazoa; Arthropoda; Insecta; Hymenoptera; Formicidae
Exons: 1
Coding region: 1-600 (199 amino acids)
Source: RefSeq, a predicted model, not a curated record